AUGUGUUUUAACGGCCUCCGGGGGGGCGAUGAUGCCACGCGCUCGCAGGAGAUCGACCGCAUCAUCCGCAAGGAUGAAAUACGGAUGGCACAUGAGGUCAAGAUCCUCUUGUUGGGGGCCGGGGAAUCCGGCAAGUCGACCAUACUGAAACAAAUGAGGAUUAUACACUCGCGAGGAUUUCACACGCAGGAGAGACAAUGGUGGAGGCGGAUCAUCUUCCACAACAUUAUCGAGACUUUUGAAAUGAUCAACGAUGCCAUGACUGACUUUACCAUUCAUUUUGACAAUGCCGAUAACGAGAAAUUCAUGGCACAUAUUCUGACAAGGCAGGAGCUGGGGCACAAAGAAAGCUUUCCUCCGGAUUAUUUCGAGUCCAUAACAGCUUUGUGGAAUGACUCUGGCGUCAAAGGAGCAAUUGCGAAAUGUAGCGAAUACGCGAUACAUGACAACUUGGCAUACUUUAUUGACAACUUGGAUCGUCUUUGGAAGGACGAGUAUAUUCCGAAUGAUCUAGACAUUCUUUGCUCAAGAUUAAAGACAACGGGCAUUACAGAGUGCCAUUUCAGCAUUGCACAAAGAACGUAUCGUAUAUUUGACGUGGGCGGCCAGAGAUCAGAACGGAAGAAGUGGAUUCACUGCUUUGAAGAUGUACACUGCCUGCUAUUCCUGGUUGCAAUAAGCGGAUACAACCAGUGUCUUGUCGAGGAUAGAGAGGCUAACCAAAUGAACGAGUCCCUAAUGCUGUGGGAGUCCAUCGUCAACUCGCGGUGGUUUAAGAAUUCCUCUAUAAUCCUGUUUCUCAACAAGAUGGACUUGUUUGUAGAGAAGCUGCCUUCCAGCCCCCUUACCAACUACGGUUUCAUAGAUUACCACGGUCCUCCUGGCGACUACAAGCUAGCCAGCAAGUACUUUCUUAACAAAUUUCUGGCACAUAGCCGAGAUCCCGAAAAGGAGAUUUACGGACACUUUACGACGGCAACGGAUACGAACUUGAUCAAAAUUACUAUGGAAUCGGUGCAGGAUAUGAUUGUGAGGCGAAACUUGAAGCAGCUCAUACUUUGA
Molecule: messenger RNA, 1062 nt
Organism: Pochonia chlamydosporia 170
Lineage: Eukaryota; Fungi; Ascomycota; Sordariomycetes; Hypocreales; Clavicipitaceae
Product: guanine nucleotide-binding protein alpha-2 subunit
Exons: 5
Coding region: 1-1062 (353 amino acids)
Biological process (GO): G protein-coupled receptor signaling pathway
Cellular component (GO): heterotrimeric G-protein complex
Molecular function (GO): GTPase activity; G-protein beta/gamma-subunit complex binding; G protein-coupled receptor binding
Source: RefSeq, a predicted model, not a curated record